GGGGAAUCGGGGACGGGGCGGGGCCGAGAGCCCCGCGGAAGUCUCGCGAGGCCGAGCCGGAGCAGAGUGUGGCGGCGGCGGCGGCGGCGAGAUCUGGGCUCGGGGUUGAGGAGUUGGUAUUUGUGUGGAAGGAGGCGGAGGCGCAGGAGGCAGGGGGCAGCGUAACGCCGGCCCGGAGGGCGGGAGGAGGCGCGGCCACAGCCAGGGCAGGCAGCCGAGGCGAGGCGAAGGCAGGCGGGGAAGCAGGACAGGCAGCGGCCGAGCGAGCGAGCGAGCCAGCGCGGGGCGCACCGAUCUCGGGAGGCGGGGAAGCCCCGCGGCCGCCGCGCCCGCCCCUUCCCCCGCCGCCCGCCCCCUCUCCCCCCGCCCGCCCGCUGCCUUCCUCCCUCUGCCUUCCUUCCCCACGGCCGGCCGCCUCCUCGCCCGCCCGCCCUCCCUCCCGCAGCCCAGGAGCCGAGGCCGCCUGCCGCGGCGGCCGUGGCGGCGGAGCCCUCAGCCAUGGCCUCGGGCGACACCCUCUACAUCGCCACGGACGGCUCGGAGAUGCCGGCCGAGAUCGUGGAGCUGCAUGAGAUCGAGGUGGAGACCAUCCCGGUGGAGACCAUCGAGACCACGGUGGUGGGCGAGGAGGAGGAGGAGGACGACGACGACGAGGACGGCGGCGGCGGCGACCACGGCGGCGGCGGGGGCGGCCACGGGCACGCCGGCCACCACCAUCACCACCACCACCACCACCACCACCACCCGCCCAUGAUCGCGCUGCAGCCGCUGGUGACGGACGACCCGACCCAAGUGCACCACCACCAGGAGGUGAUCCUGGUGCAGACGCGCGAGGAGGUGGUCGGCGGGGACGACUCGGACGGGCUGCGCGCCGAGGACGGCUUCGAGGACCAGAUCCUCAUCCCGGUGCCCGCGCCGGCCGGCGGCGACGACGACUACAUAGAGCAGACGCUGGUCACCGUGGCGGCGGCCGGCAAGAGCGGCGGCGGGGCCUCGUCGGGCGGCGGUCGCGUGAAGAAGGGCGGCGGCAAGAAGAGCGGCAAGAAGAGUUACCUGGGCGGCGGGGCCGGCGCGGCGGGCGGCGGCGGCGCCGACCCGGGGAAUAAGAAGUGGGAGCAGAAGCAGGUGCAGAUCAAGACCCUGGAGGGCGAGUUCUCGGUCACCAUGUGGUCCUCGGAUGAAAAAAAAGAUAUUGACCAUGAAACAGUGGUUGAAGAGCAGAUCAUUGGAGAGAACUCACCUCCUGAUUAUUCUGAAUAUAUGACAGGCAAGAAACUCCCUCCUGGAGGGAUACCUGGCAUUGACCUCUCAGACCCUAAGCAACUGGCAGAAUUUGCCAGUGCACAUUCGAAGGCUGCGGGAAGCGCUUUUCACUGGACUUCAAUUUGCGCACACAUGUGCGAAUCCAUACCGGAGACAGGCCCUAUGUGUGCCCCUUCGACGGUUGUAAUAAGAAGUUUGCUCAGUCAACUAACCUGAAAUCUCACAUCUUAACACACGCUAAAGCCAAAAACAACCAGUGAAAAGAAGAGAGAAGACCUUCUCGACCCGGGAAGCCUCUUCAGGAGUGUGAUUGGGAAUAAAUAUGCCUCUCCUUUGUAUAUUAUUUCUAGGAAGAAUUUUAAAAAUGAAUCCUACACACUUAAGGGACAUGUUUUGAUAAAGUAGUAAAAAUUUAAAAAAUACUUUAAUAAGAUGACAUUGCUAAGAUGCUAUAUCUUGCUCUGUAAUCUCGUUUCAAAAACAAGGUGUUUUUGUAAAGUGUGGUCCCAACAGGAGGACAAUUCAUGAACUUCGCAUCAAAAGACAAUUCUUUAUACAACAGUGCUAAAAAUGGGACUUCUUUUCACAUUCUUAUAAAUAUGAAGCUCACCUGUUGCUUACAAUUUUUUUAAUUUUGUAUUUUCCAAGUGUGCAUAUUGUACACUUUUUGGGGAUAUGCUUAGUAAUGCUGUGUGAUUUUCUGGAGGUUGAUAACUUUGCUUGCGGUAGAUUUUCUUUAAAAGAAUGGGCAGUUACAUGCAUACUUCAAAAGUAUUUUUCCUGUACAAAAAAAAAGUUAUAUAGGUUUUGUUUGCUAUCUUAAUUUUGGUUGUAUUCUUUGAUGUUAACACAUUUUGUAUAAUUGUAUCGUAUAGCUGUAUUGAAUCAUGUAGAAUCAAAUAUUAGAUGUGAUUUAAUAGUGUUAAUCAAUUUAAACCCAUUUUAGUCACUUUUUUUUCCCCAAAAAAUACUGCCAGAUGCUGAUGUUCAGUGUAAUUUCUUUGCCUGUUCAGUUACAGAAAGUGGUGCUCAGUUGUAGAAUGUAUUGUACCUUUUAACAUCUGAUGUGUACAUCCGUGUAACAGAAAGGGCAACAAUAAAAUAGCGAUCCUAAAGAAAGAUUACGGCAGAAAGAGCUCUGUAAGCACAGCCUUAUUUUCUUCUGUUGUCCAGAAUACUUAGAAUUCUUGAGCCUCCCAGAAAUUGGAAGCAAAUAAAGCAACUUGAGUUUCCUUUAUUUUGCACUCAGUGACAGUGACUGUGAUGAGGUCCGUGCAUGGACACUAGCAUUUCCUACGUGCCCUGAAUCCCGAGAGCAGGCAGGAGGCACCCCGAGCUAGGGAACUACCUCAGAGUACACAGACGACCCAUGGCUGGCAGGAUUGCCCUUGAUAUCCCGGUGCGUGUGGGAGUGAGACGUUUGCAUGGGCCUGAUGCUUUCUGAAGGGAAGGCACUGACUGGCAGUGGGUGCGCCAAGGGAGGAUGGGCCUGCCUUCUUUCUCAUCAUCACUCAGGCUGCCUUCAACGGCGGUGGCUCCAUGGGUUGUCCAACAGGAAAUCUCAGUGCAGUCCUUAUUAGAUGCUGUCAGAUGUAGCAAUUGAGUGCCAGUAGCUGUUUGCUUGUAGACACACUUAAGUGCAGAGCGGCAAGGCGAUGAGAUUAUUAGAAAGUUGUACUCAGUGAGUACUUGACUUGUCAUGUGUGACCUCUUCAAUGUAUAAUUUUUGAACUUUUACUUACCUAGGGUCAAAUACCAGACUUGUUAACUAUUUUAUAAACUGCCGUGAUACAUCAAAAUCUCAUUUAUUCAAAAUGCAAACCUAACUGUCUGUCUUUCUGUGCUGAAUGCUUGACUCCAAGGUAAAAUGACAAACAAGUACCAGGUUCAGUCACAAAGAGGCCGGGAGAGCAGCCGCUCGAACACUUAGCCCAAUUUCUUAUGGCCUCGCCAGGAGGACUGGUGACCUGGAAACAGUGGCCCCGUGGCUCUGGAAUUUUGAAGUGCCUUCUGAACCAUACAUGGAAGUUGUAACUUGGGACAUUUGUUUUAUUCGUCCAGAAUCUGAUCCAGUGAGCAGUUGAUGGGACUGAGCUCAGCAGCAGACCCAGCUGUGUGCUGGAGGGCAGGCUUUGCUGUGCCUGGCAGUCAGGAGGGGGUAAGACUAAAGGGGCCCCAUCAGAGCCAAGUACCCAUGUGUCUCCCCCAGGCCUUCGCUCCCUACCAUCAGGUUAAGCUUUCCCAAAUGCCCUGCAGUCGGAGGCCAGAGCCAUGUUGCCCUCCCUCGCCCAAUAUUGUGCUACCUUCAAGCCUGGCCCUGGCACCUCAAGACCCUUGCCCACGGCUCCACAGCAGAGCAGAAGUGUGCUGUGGAAAAGCCUGCCAGCCACCCUGAGAGUCAGGCCCACGUAUAGAGCGAGGCCUCACCCAUCCUCUGUGCCUUGAUUCCUUGGGAGAUGCUUGGCCAUCUCUUCUGUCCCUUUCUGUCUGAGUGGAGCAGCGGUCAUCAUCUUCACCCUUUCUGUGUUGGCAUUGUCUUCUCAGUGUGCAGUUAACUUCUGUUGGGAGUUCAAAGACAGCAUGGUGUGCGGGUCCUCACUUAGGACAGCAGUGUAGGGACCUGUCACGUCAGUGGCCAGAAGAAAGCUGCUUCUCAUUGGCUUUGGCUUAAACCCAUUUUGCUUGUUAGAAUUUAUAGUUUUGUUAUAGAUGUAAUUUACUAAUUUGAAAUGAUGUUCUAACAGUGAGUCCCUUGUCUAGACACUUAAAAUCUGAUUUGUAAGUAAUACUGAUAGACAUAUUUUCUUACAUCUGAGCAGAAAUAAAUGCAUGUUUUUAGCAAAUGUAAUGUAAAAACUCCAGAGGAUAAGUUUACACCCAAUAAGAUAUUAUUUUCUAUUUUUAAAUUUGAUAUUUGCCCCUCUUUGGUAGUGAGGUUGGGGGCAUAGUAUCUAUACAGAGCUGUCGCUCCAGAGUGACAUUUAUUUCCCGCAGAGAUGCUGAGCUCACGCUGUGCUGGGCCUGUGCGAUGUGUGUACUUUGCCAGAGGAGCUGAGGAAAACCAAGACUUUUCCCCCAUCCCCCAUUUGGUUUCCACACACAGGUUCUUCUGAAUGCUGCUUGGUUUGCUAAGUUGGUGGGCAUGUAAGACCUCUUGAAGAGAUGGUGUGUGCAAAGACGGCCCAUGUUUCUAGGCAGUUUUAGCUUGUGUCUUCACAUAGAUGAGAGCCAACUGUCGGUGAAGUGUGUGGUGCUCCAGGGAUAUGGUGCUGGCAUGGCUUGGCACCCACCCCACCUUUCCACUCGGCAGGACUCACCUGUGGUACAGCCCUCAAAUCACUGACUAGAGUGUAUGUCUAUGGCCCAGGAAGUCUUGCCCCCUAAGUUUACCCACUCCCCACAAUAGACAGGGAUUUGACUACUACUUCCUUUCCUCUGUGCUCCGAAUUGACAUGAUUUAGCCAGUCUGCGGUGCGGUGGGUUUUUAUUCUCUUGACUUCUAGCCUACAGGAAGAACAGGGACUUCAGGAUCAGAACAGAGAUGAGCAGAGUUGCCAGUAGAUAGAUGCCAUCCGUGACUAACUACUCAGAGGCAUUGCCCUAGCAGCCCUACUGGCUGCAGAAGCUAGCUCCUUUUCUAGCACAGACUGUUUGAAUCUCUGGCCAUAAGAGGCCGCAUCUGACUUUGCAGCCCUUUGUUGUUAAUGUGACCUCUUCUAGAGCCCAGGCCCAGGACCUGGCAGAUACACUCUAGCUGAGGACAGGGAAGGGACUCAGAACUCCAAAGCAGAUGUGCUUGCUUGCAACAUUUAACUCUGAUCAGAACAAAAGCUACUCCAUGCUUCAAAUCACGUGCCAGCAGCAUUGACCAGGUAGGUUAGGUCUCCAAAACAGCGAGCUUUCCCCACAGCUUGUUAACUCCUCUCAGGGUAAGCUCAGGUGCCUCAGAUGGCUUAAUACAGGCCCUUCAGGUGAGUAAGUUGCACUGAGCAGGAGAGGGUAGCUGUGUGGCUAACAGGCUACCCGGCAUCUUUGGGCAUAGUUGGUCAGUACCGUGCCAGGAAGGUCAUUCCCCAGCUGGGACAGCAUGUAGACUUCAUAGGAAAGGGUGGGUGGCAGAUGUGAGCAGCUUAAGGCAUUGGUCAUUGAGUGUCGGCAGUAGGUCACAGGCGGGGUGCACCUUCCAAGGUGUGCCUAGCCAGCACUCUGGAGACCAUCAAGGGGGGGCUAGUGAGCAGCACUGUGCUCCGCAUUUCAGAGUGGCAGAUUUGAUGACUAAAGACACUCAGGCACCCCGAGGAACAGUACUGGGGAUGUGCAGCUGUGCUGGUUGGUCCGCCUCCCUGCCCGGAGCCACGUGGUGUCUACAUCCAUAGCAUGAGGGAGCAAAGAAGGUAUCGUUACCGGAGUCACCUCUUCUUUAUAAUGCCAGCAACUGUUAAAACCCUUGAUGUCUACAAAUGGCAAGAAAAGUUGUGUUUUCAUUUUCUGGGAACUCCCAUAGGCCCUGGCUCAAGGACUCUGCAUUGUGUGUCAUGUACAUCUCUUAAGUGUUCUUUGCUGUUCUGGAAUUGUCCUUGGUUUUUCCUUAGCUCAUAGAUCAUAGACACAGAAAUAUUAUAGUAUUUAAAGCAUCCGCAUCAAGCAUCAGAUGGCUUCGCAUCCAGAAAAACAUAACUCAGUUUGAAGCACCAAGCAUGUGUAACAUGGCUCUAUACAAUACAAUAAAAAGCGCUAAUGUUAAGCUCUUUAA
Molecule: messenger RNA, 6016 nt
Organism: Mus musculus (house mouse)
Lineage: Eukaryota; Metazoa; Chordata; Mammalia; Rodentia; Muridae
Gene: Yy1
Product: YY1 transcription factor
Exons: 3
Coding region: 499-1479 (326 amino acids)
Biological process (GO): DNA damage response; regulation of transcription by RNA polymerase II; positive regulation of transcription by RNA polymerase II
Cellular component (GO): fibrillar center; Ino80 complex; transcription regulator complex
Molecular function (GO): sequence-specific double-stranded DNA binding; DNA-binding transcription repressor activity, RNA polymerase II-specific; DNA-binding transcription factor binding
Source: RefSeq, a predicted model, not a curated record